UUUUGACGCGCACACUUCAUCAUUUUGGUCGAAGCAGAAAAGAGCUAUUGUGUAUGGUGUCGCAGUUGAUGAAGUUUAUUAAAUAACCUAGGCCUACUGACAUUGCCAUACAGGAGAAAGAGCCAUGGCACAGGGAUUAAAAGAACGAUUUGAUAAAUUUCUCCAGGAGAAGAAUCUUCUUACAGACCUUUUGGAGAAGAUUGAGACGAGAACGGGAGUGAAUCGGUCCUACAUUGCGCUCGCCAUCAUCGCCAUUAUUUCUAUUUAUCUCGUCAUUGGAUACGGAGCCUCGCUUCUAUGUAAUCUGAUCGGAUUCGUGUACCCAGCAUAUAUAUCGAUCAAAGCAAUUGAAAGUGCAACCAAAGAUGACGAUACAAAAUGGCUGACGUACUGGGUGGUGAAUGGAGUGUUCUGUGUGGCAGAGUUCUUUGCUGACAUCUUCCUCUUCUGGUUCCCUUUCUACUACAUGCUUAAGUGUGCAUUCCUGGUGUGGUGCAUGGCUCCCACCCCCUCCAAUGGCUCUGUGCUCAUCUACAACCGCGUCAUUCGUCCCAUUUUCCUGAAGAACGAGGCCAGGCUGGACACAUACGUGAAGGACUUCAAAGACGCCGCAUCUGAUGCUGCCGACAAGUUCAAGGAAGAGGCCAAGAAAGCUACAGCUAACAUCAUGUUCGAGGAGAAGAAGAGCGACUAAAGAAAUUUCCAGAGGAGCCACAAGCUCCAUAUCAAACGUAAACCUGGAGAGGAUGUCUGUCACACUCCUUGAUAUAUGUUGCCUUGAAGUUUUUUUUUAAGUGUUUAUUUUAUAAACAAAAACUGGAGGAUUGCCUUUGAGCCUGUUCACACUUCUGUAGUGUGUGAAGUUAAGAAAAACAAAAUAGGUCGAAGCGUUGUAACUAAUUUAAGAAAGCCUUUGAAGUUGCCCUUUGAAAUGUCAGCCGGACUAUUUCGUAACAUUUAAAUUGUAUUUCCUAAUGCUGAACGUCACUUUUUUUUGUUGUUCAUGUGCUAUGCUUAUCUAAAUAAAACAAAACCAAUCAUGGUUUUUACCUGUA
Molecule: messenger RNA, 1055 nt
Organism: Engraulis encrasicolus (European anchovy)
Lineage: Eukaryota; Metazoa; Chordata; Actinopteri; Clupeiformes; Engraulidae
Gene: reep5
Product: receptor accessory protein 5
Exons: 5
Coding region: 125-694 (189 amino acids)
Source: RefSeq, a predicted model, not a curated record